GAAACGUCAUUGUUGGUUUCUUUUGUUGCUUGUGCAAAGGGAAUUCGUAUAACCACUGUUUUAAUGAAAUUUUUAUUAACAAUAUUCGCAAAAUUCAGAAAAUAGUUAGAGUGUGUAAGUGGAGAGAGAAAAGGAAAUCCUCAGCUUCAAUUGUAGUUAUAGCGAAAUGGCAAAUAUAACAGUAGGACAAAUAAUUGUGGAUGCACAAAAAUUGGCAAGUCGUAUCAAAGAUUUGGAUGCUUUAAGUAGCGCUCUUAUGGUGGAAGCGGAGGGUAACAAUCGUUUCGUAGAGAGUAUGCGACAAUUUCAAGAUGACAUGGAUUCACUGAAUCGUGCAGCAAAUAAUAAAUCUAACGUUGAGAUGGUAAAUCGCAUUCAACAGCAAAACGCCAACAGUUCAGAGAUUCUUAAAGAGAACCGCGAGCUUAAGGUAUGCAUUGAAGAUUAUGAACUAGCCAUGGAGUUAAUAAUGCAAAAGUAUCGUGAACAUACCAACAGCAAAGUUUUAGGAAGUAAAUUAAAUUUCAAGGAAGUUUAUAAUGAAAAAUUAUGGAAAAUUAUACGCGAGCAACGUGAGAAAAUUAAUGAAAUGGCUGCUGUUAUGCAGAAAGCUGCUUCCAUAGACGACGAAUGCGAUGUGGAAGCGAUAACACGCCUGCGUCUCGAAAAUAAAACGUUACGGGAAUUAUUACAAAUUUCAAAGCAAUUUGGUACGUUUAGUCAUCCAAUACGUUUCAAUGAACAUUUACUGGAAGAAAAAGGCGUGCAAACCGAAUCAAUAAUUGAAGACUCGGCGGAUGAAUUGUCUCUGUCAGGGGCUUCCGUUGAGAAUGCUAAUAAUAAUUCAGUUAUACAACUUAAUAUAAAUGCAAUACCGUGUUCAACGUCCGUUAGUGUCAUUUUAACGGAUACUAGUCCGCUGUUGCAGACCGCCGUAAUGGAUAACAAUAAAACAGCUAUGGGUAAUGGCGUUAUCGUUAGCAGUGAAUUAGUGGAAAAUUGUGCUGGUUCAUUGUCAAUACGUGAAAGUCAUAAAAUGUCCACUGAUUUGGAUUUAGAGGCAAGUGUGAAAGCCACUAGCAACGCUGGUUCUAUUGCCACAACUGCAGCCAGUCCAACAUGAUAUUGCUUGAAAACACCAAUUUAAGUAUUUGUUCUUUGCUUUUUUCAUCUUCAUUUCGUGUGUAUGUAUGCAAAAGCGUGUCUUUUUCUUUUUUGUUAAGUUGA
Messenger RNA from Glossina fuscipes, 1227 nucleotides. RefSeq names its product FGFR1 oncogene partner 2 homolog (gene Fgop2). The record is from RefSeq and is a predicted model, not a curated record. NCBI's taxonomy places the organism in Eukaryota, Metazoa, Arthropoda, Insecta, Diptera, Glossinidae. The coding region runs from base 167 to 1123 and encodes 318 amino acids. The transcript has a single exon.